This is a messenger RNA of Knipowitschia caucasica, 2553 nucleotides long. The record is from the annotation of a GenBank genome assembly. NCBI's taxonomy places the organism in Eukaryota, Metazoa, Chordata, Actinopteri, Gobiiformes, Gobiidae.
AUGGUUGGUGUAGCGCCUCGAAAGUGCCGCUGCCUUGCUAAUAUUUGGCAUCAUUUGUCCCAGUGCGUUAUGUCCCAUGGGCUCCCUGGAAUACCAGAUGUUCUGCUGGUUCAGGUCUUCCUGUGGCUUUCUAAGAGGGUGAAGGUGAACAUGGCCGUUGUGAACAGUGACCCGCUGCAGAUGCCGGCUCUGGGACGUCCCUUUAAUCUGGGGAUGUUGUACGACGCCAGAACAGACCAACUGAUCCCAGGCUACGCUCUGAGUCGACAGCUGACCGGUUCAAAUUUAAAUUAUCCUUCUGCUAAAAAGAAACAAACAAAAAACCCGGGGAGGAUUAAGCACUUCUCUUCUGCGCUCUUCUCAUAUCUGCAGGUAGCCGGGAUUAAAGGGGUGUUCCUGUCGAAUAAGAUUGUGGAGAACCAAGUGAAAACCUAUAUCACGUACAACAAGGGGAGAGACUGGCGGCUUGUGCAGGCGCCAUCAACCGAUCUCCAGGGAAACAAGGUCUAUUGUGAACAGCCGUACUGCUCCUUGCAUCUGCACCUCCACGUCUCGGAGAACCCUUACACCUCUGGAAAUAUCGUCAGCGAAGACUCUGCUCCCGGAAUUAUCAUCGCAUCAGGGGUGAUCGGACCGGAACUGACCAGCACUAAUGUCAGUAUUUUUAUCACAUCCGAUGCUGGGAACACUUGGAGAGAGGUCUUUCAGGAAGAGUACAGUGUGUUUUUCCUCAACCAAGGGGGAGCUCUGGUCGCCAUCCGACACACACCUCUCCCAAUUAGGCACAUUUGGCUGAGUUUUGAUGAGGGCAGAAACUGGGACAAAUAUAGCUUCACCUCGUCUCUGCUCUAUGUUGAUGGGGUGCUGGGGGAGCCUGGAGAGGACACCCUUAUAAUGACAAUCUUUGGCCAUUUCAGCCAUCGAUCCGAGUGGCAGCUUGUCAAAGUGGACUUCCGGUCCAUCUUUCAGCACCGCUGCACUUCUGACGACUACACCGUGUGGCAAGUACACGACCAAAGCGAAGCCUGCAUCAUGGGUAUGAAGAGGGUUUUCCAAAAGCUGAAAGCAAACGCACCAUGUGUCAAGGCCAGAGAUCAGUACAUGCCUCAGAAGUCCGACUCCUGCUCGUGCACAGAGGCCGACUUUGAGUGUGACUAUGGAUUUGAGAGGCAGUCGGACGGCAGCUGCGCACCGUCGUUCUGGUUCAUUCCUUCAGCCACUUCCAGAGACUGCAUCACUGGGGACACUUUCCUCAACACCACGGGGUAUCGCAAGGCUUUAUCUAACAACUGCACCGAGGGGAAUGCUCUAAAGUACAGCCCCAGGCGCCAGAGGUGUCCCAGCCAGUCCCCCAGGGGCCUCCAGCUCUUCACCAGUGAGGGAACACCUGUGGCAGCCUUGGAAAAGAACGUCACCUUCCUGGUUUUUUUGGACGAGGGUCUCAGCUCCACCACCAGUAUCACAGUGGACUUUGGGGACGGGACUGCUAUAUCCUAUGUCAACAUCAGCUCUAUAGAAGACGGUGUCAAGCACGUCUACAGCAAAGUCGGCAUCUAUCAAGUCUCUGCUACGGCCAGCAACGCUCUGGGCUCCGACAAGGCUACGCUGUACCUGCACGUCACCUGUCCACUCGAACAGGUGCAGCUCUCCGCUCCUUCUGUCGCGGUCAAGAACAAGCCAGUAAAUCUCACCACCACGCUGCGGCCGAGCCAAGUGGGGACGGUCACUUACUACUGGUGGUUCGACAACAGAACAGAGCCCGUGGUGACCUUAAACGGAGCCAUGACCUACACUUUCUCCAAAGUCGGGAGUCACACGGUCACAGUUCAAGCCGCCAUGGCCAACACCGUCCACCAGGAUCACAUGACUAUUGCCGUGUUUGAUUACUUUCGCUCCCAUGUUUUAGCCUUCUCCUCUAAUUUGGACGAGCAGAACCCUGGGGUGUCUGAGUGGAGAGAGGAUAUCGGCAGAGUGGUGGAGAACUCUGUAGUCCAGGUCACCGGAAUCAGCGAGGAUCAGCUCUUGGUGGCAGUGCUCCCCGGUUUGCCCACAGUAGCAGAACUUUACCUGGUGCCAGAGAAAGGAGUGAGAGGGAACGCCGUGGAGGAGAAAUGGGCCAAUCUGGACCAGCUUUCUCAGGUCCUGCUAAGUGCUCUGAAUCAGGAUCUGGUCCAGUUCGCACUCAAGCCGGGGGUGCAGGUGAACGUCUACGCCACACGCCUCUCUCCAGCACCCCUAGUGGACAACACCGACAUCGUCCACAGCAGCACUGCCAUUAUUAUGCUGGUGUCCGUCGUCCUCAUGGUUCUGGCCAUUUUCGUCAUCUACAAAUUCAAGAGGAAGAUCCCGGGCAUAAACACAUACACAGCAGAGCAGCCUGACAAAGAACAAGAGGUCAUCCCGACUGUAACCUCCAUAGCAGAGCCGGAGCCGCAGGGGGACCGGCUGACCUCGCUGGACCGUGUGGACGUACACUUAGACUCCAAAAGCAGAGGCUACCUGCCUUCACACGCAGACAUCCCGCUCUCUGAGGAGGCGCCCCAUGUGUUUUAA